AUGGUGUUUGCAUCGACGUCAAGGCUGUUUGCGAGCUUUGCAAGCUUGACAAGCACACGUGCUUUUAGCGGGAUGCGCAGAGUUUCUUGGGGUAGAUCUAGCUCUAGGCUGACAAACGAGGAUUGUGCUAGAACGAUGCGCCAGUUUUCAUCAUCAAGGAUCGCAGACGCAAGUCCACGCACCAAACACCUCGCACAGCACGGUAGCGGUGCCAAGCUGAAAUCGCAUUCAGGGACCAAGAAGCGAUGGACGCCGCUUGGAAGCGGCAGUGGAAAGGCAUACCAGCUCACAUUCAAACGUGGCCUCGCCGGAAAGAGCCAUCUCAACUCUCACAUGCCCCGAGACAGACUCAACAACCUCGGCGGUACAGCUUUGAGCCCCAGAGGCCGCAUCAACAGGACUUUGAGAAGACUUCUCGGCCCCAGCCUGUAA
Mycosarcoma maydis (corn smut) is the source of this 432-nucleotide messenger RNA. Its product is annotated as mitochondrial 54S ribosomal protein bL35m. Gene Ontology annotation, biological process: translation. The record is from RefSeq and is a predicted model, not a curated record. Bases 1 to 432 code for a protein of 143 amino acids. Gene Ontology annotation, cellular component: large ribosomal subunit; ribosome. Gene Ontology annotation, molecular function: structural constituent of ribosome. The transcript has a single exon. Lineage: Eukaryota; Fungi; Basidiomycota; Ustilaginomycetes; Ustilaginales.